Paramecium pentaurelia is the source of this 1059-nucleotide messenger RNA. The record is from the annotation of a GenBank genome assembly. NCBI's taxonomy places the organism in Eukaryota, Ciliophora, Oligohymenophorea, Peniculida, Parameciidae.
AUGACUGUUGUUUUUGGAUUUAUUUAUUUAAAUAGAAAAUGCAUUUAGAUUGAUUAUGUUGAAGAUUAUUUGACUAGACUCAAUUAUUCAUAUGUGAAUAAUUUCAUACUUUAAGAUGAUAUAUUAUACAUCUCUGAUUACUAUCUUAUUACAAUCUAUGAUACAUCUUUGAAUAUUUCUUAAAGUAUCCUAACAAAAUGUUAGAUGCCUAAUUUUCAACCCUUUGUUUUUUAUCAAUCAAAUUAAUCUUUUUAUGCAAUAAUGUAUAUAUGUUAAAAUGAUCCAAAAUUAUAUUAUUAAUUAGGUAGGCGUUAUCAACAAGAAAAUAUAACUUUUAUUUCACCUAAACAUUUAUAAAUAUAAGAUUACUUCUAAUUUGAUUCAUACCUUGUUGGAAUUUAAAUAGUUAAACAAUAAAUCAACUAAUUUGCAAUUAUGUGCUUUAUCAAACAGUUCAAUAUUAUUAUCAAAUUAGAAUAUGUGAUUGAUUAAAUGGAUUUUUCACAAUCUUAUCUAAAAUUUAAACGAUUAUUGUAAUAUUCUCCUACAAUAAUGGCUAAUAAUUUAUAUAGAUUUGUUGAUGCAGCAAUUUCUAAAGAUUUAGUUUUUGUAAAUUAUCAAAACAAAAUCAACUUCAUAUAUUCAUCGAUUCUUUACAAUGUUUCUGAUUUAAAUAUUGGAAAUUAUGAUUCCCAAUAUUUACUUACAGGAGCUAUAUAAUAGUACUAUACAUAAAAUAUUUUAACAUUUAAUAGUUCGUAUGGAUUCUUGUUAAGCUACCCUAUUUAUAAAAUUAGUAGCUUAAAAAUUGAAAUUUAUCUUUAAAACUCAACUGAUACAUGUAAUUUAACUGCUUAUAAUUUUGUGAAUAAAAUGAUCGCAAUUUAUACUUUUCACUAUAAGUCUUAAAUAGAUUGGAGAUUUGAAUUUGCACUAAUAGCAUUAUUGAUUAUAGUUAUAAUAGCAGCAACAAUACUAAUUUGGUAUAGAACAAAAGAUUAGAAAGAAUAAUUUGGGUUAGAAGAAUUUGAAGAAUUAGAGAUUGAAACAUUCUAAUGA